Molecule: messenger RNA, 2954 nt
Organism: Pseudoliparis swirei
Lineage: Eukaryota; Metazoa; Chordata; Actinopteri; Perciformes; Liparidae
Gene: gcfc2
Product: GC-rich sequence DNA-binding factor 2
Biological process (GO): mRNA splicing, via spliceosome
Cellular component (GO): nucleus
Molecular function (GO): DNA binding
Source: RefSeq, a predicted model, not a curated record
UUCACGUAACGUACCGCGGUUUAGCACGAGCAGGAACCUGGUUAGUCUGCCUCCAUAACAAGCAGAACAAAAAUGUUCAACAAAAAACCCCGGAGGAACUUUCGGCAGAGAAAAGAGAACUCCAGCGACGAGGAGGGCGAGAAGAGGAGCAGAGGAGAAGAAGAGGGCCACGAAACGGCUCCUGCUGCGGUCAAUAAGACGCCCAAACUGACCCCGGGCCGCGGUAUUACCUGCAGCUCCAAGCGGGAAACGACGCCUCCCAAGCCGGACGGCAGUGACGGAGAAGAAGGGGAGACCUCGCAAGGGACAGAAGAAAGAGGAGAAAAGAACAAAGACAAGGAUGGGGUUAAGAAGAAAGCAAACACCGUCCUCAGUUUCUCUAACGAUAAAGAAGCUGAGGAACCAACAUUUAAACUGAAGAAAUCCUCUGAUAAAGCUGUGCUGUUCAAAGUCAGGAGGAGAGAGGCUUCAUCUGCCAAUACCAGCCAAAGCACAGCCUCAGCGGGUGGAGGUGUCUCAACAUCUACUUCGCAAAAUGAUGACAGCCAGGCUUCACCACGUCCCAUGCACCAAAAUGAUGAUGACGAAAAUUAUGACGAUGACACUGAUCUCAGUUCUCUCUCAGAGGCCUCAGCCUCAGACUCGGACUCCAACUGCGCCACUACUCAACCAAUAGUUAUCCCUAAAGCUGAAGAGAUCAAGGCAGCCAGGCGACAGCGACACAGCACUCGAGCCAAGAAGGAAUUCAUUUCCCUGGGUAGAGACGGACACAGCUCCGCUGGUAGCACCCCGGAUCACUACAGUAGGGAAGAUGACGAGGAAAGAGUUGAUGGUGACGACGACGAGCCAGACGAUCACCAGAGAAGAAUCGAGUUCGCGCCGCGACAGAAGAGCAUUCGGGAGAGGAUCGCAGAGAAACUUGGAGAAAGUGAGGGCAGCCGCUCAGGGACGGAUGGAGAAGAACAGGAUCUUUGGGAGGAGACACAACUCGAGAAGGGAGUCAAGAGACAGCCAGGAGGACAGAGCCCAUCUGGCAGUGAAUCCAGCAGCUACAGCAGCAGCAGCUGCAGCAGGCCAGGGAGAAGACGACAGAAGAAGAGAUCAACCGGACUCAGAAUCGCAACUCUUCCUUACGUUAAUAUCUCAAUGGUCAAGAAGAGGAUCACUGCAAAACUGGACUCUCUGAAGGAGGUGCACAGAGCGCGGCUGGCAGAGGUGAGGAGGAUGGAGGGCGAUGUUGAGAACGCUAAAAUGUCCGCGGAGACUCUGGAGGAAAGUUCCUCCAAGAGACAGCUGAUGUUUUACCGGACCAUGACCAUCUAUGUCCACAACCUGGUGGAGUGUCUACAGGAGAAGGUUAUGGAGAUCAACUCCCUGGAACUGGAGUUGCACUCGCUGCUGUCGGACCAGAUGGAUGGGAUGCUAGCGAGACAACAGAGGGUCAAGGAGCAGGCCGACCGCCUGCAGCAGCUCAGCUAUAACAAAGAUGAGCAGAGUUGCAGCUCCGCCGAUCAAACAGGAGCUCAAGGUGAGGUGGCAUCUGGUGUUGAAGCUGAAGAAGAUGCUGAUAUACCUGAAGACCCACAGCCCUCAGCCGAAGAAGAGGAGCAGCUGCAGAAGACAAUAGCUGAGAUCCUCCUGAGAGCCCAGGAAGUGUUUUCUGACGUCCAGACGGAGUUCUCCGACGUUAAGAAGAUCCUGUCCCGAUUCGAGGAAUGGAGAGGAUGUUACUCCGACUCCUACCACAGUGCCUACAUCUCUCUCUGUCUGCCCAAGCUGUUGAACCCCAUCAUCAGACAUCACUUACUGGCCUGGAACCCUCUAAAGAGCGAUUGUGGGGACUUUGAAAACCUCCCGUGGUUCACAGCUGUUGAGACCUUCUGUCACGGUCACGGCCACGAGGAGCUCGAGCACACAGACAGACAGACGCUGUCGAAUGUCAUCGAAAAGACUGUCCUACCCAAAAUAACAGCCUACGUGGAGCUGGUGUGGGAUCCCAUGUCCCGCCGUCAGUCGGUCUGCCUGUCGGGUGUUUGUCACAGACUGAGGGAGGACUACUCCCUCUUCGAAGGAGAGCAGAGUAAACCGGUCAAGGCCUUCAAAGAGGCCGUGAUCAGACGACUGAGGAGCUGUGUGGAUGAAGACGUCUUCAUCCCUCUGUACCCCAAAGAGUUCCUAGAUGACAGGUUGUCUCCUCAGUGUCGAUUCAGGGAUCAACAGUUCUGGACAGCCAUCAAACUACUAGGCAACAUGGAAAAAUGGGAUUUUCUGCUUCCGGAGUCUGUUUUGAAGGAACUGAUGUUGGACAAACUGCUGAACCGAUACCUGGUGAUCACCCUGUGCAGUCAGUCGCUGCACGGGGCUGUGCAUGCAUGCACAAAGAUAGCAGAGAGUCUGCCACUCUCUUGGUUCAAAGGAGAGAACGCAUGUUUGCCUCCGCUCCACAAUUUCAGAAACCACCUGGUUCAGGAGAUUCACACCAUCUGCAAACGGCAACCUCCUGCAGACCCAAACACCAGGUCUGUGGUGGUGGAAGUGUUGCAGAUUCUGAGUAGACUCAGGUGCAAUGACUCCAUCAUGGCAAUAGCAGAGAAAUACCACUAUGAAGACGUCAUCUACGCUCAUCAGCUGCUGAACCAAGACACCGUAUGAACGACUAACCGUGGAUCGGGUUUCAACCGUUACUUCUUAAAGACACUGUGCAGCAGGAGAGGAACAGUAGAGGGUUAGAGAGCCGUGAGGGCAAGUAUCGUCUGCUUAUGGUCAUUAACCACCGUUUGCACACUGUAUAUACAAGCCUGUGAGGUAUGAGCCACGCAAUGGUACAAAUGAUUUGUUUGAAGCACACUGCCAAGAAAGAGUGGAUGGAAUAAUGUUUCCCCCUCCUACAUUUUAUUUCAAUCAGUCUGUUUUGUACAGGAGAUUACUUUGUAUGAAUAAAUAUUUGAAUUUUA